Penicillium diatomitis is the source of this 2454-nucleotide messenger RNA. RefSeq names its product putative rhamnosidase B. The coding region runs from base 1 to 2454 and encodes 817 amino acids. The record is from RefSeq and is a predicted model, not a curated record. Gene Ontology annotation, biological process: carbohydrate metabolic process. NCBI's taxonomy places the organism in Eukaryota, Fungi, Ascomycota, Eurotiomycetes, Eurotiales, Aspergillaceae. The transcript has a single exon.
AUGGCGGCGGAAAGAUUCGACACCAGUUGGAUGUGGCAUCCUUCCUUUUCAGAGGAAUGCACCGAUACCGCCGGCCUAUUUGUGCAUUUCAGGCGGACCCUCAACUUGGACAGCGUCCCAUUGAGUUGCAAGAUCCGGAUCAGCGCAGACACGCGCUACAAGCUCUAUGUCAACAAGAAACUGGCGAGCUUUGGGCCCGUCAAGGGAGAUCAGAGUCUCUGGUUCUACGAUGAACUUGAUAUCGCGCCGUAUCUGGGCCUCGGAGAGAAUGAAAUCAGCAUUCGAGUAUUGCGGUUUUUCUAUGCAACUCAAUUUGCAACCAGCUUCCCCCGUCUGCCAUCGGGAGGAGUGUAUAUUGUGCAUGUCGAUUCAACCGUACCGGAGGAGCUGAACAUCAAGAGCAGCACACUGUGGGAGACGGCAAUCGACCACUCAACUAAACUUCGCAUCAAUGAAGUCGAAGACGACUUCCUGCAUAUCUAUGAACAGACCGACAGGGCACCAGCUGUGCCCCUGGAAUGGAUCCCGGCAGCUUUGUUGUCAUUCCCAAAUUUGACCGGACUUUCUGCACCCUGGAAAUUGUCUCCCCGACUUAUUCCAUACAUGGAACAACGACGGUCACAAUUCAGCGCGAUCCACAACCUUCGCAGCUGCGUACCCCAUGAUGUCUGGCAUGCGACUCUCGUCCAAAAGUCAGACCGACCGAAUGUGCCUAGUGAACUUCAUCUUCCUCCGGGAUCCAAGCAUCAAUUGGACUUGGAAGCAUCAUGCCAUAUGACAGCUUUUCUCCAACUACGCUUUCUGCGACCGGGGAUGGGAGGCAGCCGGGUGACGCUCACGUACGCUGAAAGCUAUGAAGACACGCCCAUCUUCAUCCCUUACUUGAGAAGCAAAGGUCACCGGUGUGAUACGAGCAAGCCCCUAUUUGGGCCCCAGGAUCGAUACACUUUGGGGCCGGCUAAUCACCUCCCGGGACUUGGAUACGACAAUCAAGAAGACGAGGAUGAAGUGAUCGCGCCGUUCCACUUUCGUACAUUUCGCUUCAUCAGGCUUACAAUCGAAGUAGGCUCUUCCGAGUUGCUCUGGAAAGGGAUCGAUCUCGAGACGGUUAAUUAUCCUUUGAACAUUGUUGCCAGUCUCAGAGUCGACGGAAAAGAAAGCGCCACAGUGAAGGGGCUUUGGGAGACGAGUGUGCGAACUCUCAAGAACUGCAUGCAUGAUUGCUACGAGGACUGUCCCUUCUAUGAGCAGCUGCAAUAUGCCAUGGAUACUCGAAGUUCUGCCCUUUUCACCUAUUAUGUCUCAGGCGACGAUCGACUAGCAAGGCAGGCCAUCAUACAGUUGCACAAUUCUUUUCAGCCUCACAUAGGCCUCACAGCAAGCCGGGCACCCUCACAUCAGCUUCAGAUCAUCCCGCAUUUUUCGCUCUAUUGGAUCUGCAUGCUAGUCGAUCACUGGACCUUCUUUGCCGAUCGAGCCUUUCUCCGCCCAUUUCUUCCUGUUGUCGAUGCAAUUCUCGCAUAUUUUGACGGUCGAAUCGACCCCAGUACUGGUCUGGUCGUUCUUGCUGAGGAGACCGCAGUAUGGAACUUCCACGAUUGGGCGGACGACUGGCGGCCAUACGGCAUUCCUCCGGCUGUAGUUCAGACAGGAGUAUCAUCAUACUCAAACAACGUGUAUGCAUACACACUCAAAAAAGCUGCCACCCUACAACUCGGUUGUGCUGGAAGAGCGUCGAUUUCAGACGAAUAUCUUGCGCGGGCAGAUCGAAUCGUUGAUGCGAUAAGGUCGCUCUGUUUUGAUGGCGAGUUUUUCACCGACACCCUGGUAGCCAGCUGCGAUAAGGUACAUCACCUGAGCCAGCAUAAUCAGGUCUGGGCAGUUCUCAGCGGUGCAAUAAAUGGCCAAGCUGCCCAAACCCUUCUGCUUCGGGCGCUGAGCUCGGCAGAGAAUCGGUCUCUGACACCGACCUCAAUAUCCAUGUCUUUCUAUACUUUACGUGCCUUGAGCGCCGUCGGAGGUGGUGUAUAUGAUGAACUUUUCCAUCAAUUCUGGAAGCCUUGGAACGCGCAGAUAGCUCUUGGUCUCACGACGUGGGAGGAGGAUAGUGUCUCGCAACGCUCCGACUGCCAUGCAUGGGGAAGCGCGCCAAUCUAUGAAUUCAUGGCCGAAGUUAUAGGCCUUCGGCCAGGAGAGCCCGGUUGGGCGUCUCUGAUAUUCGAGCCGAAGCUGGGGUUGUAUCGCGAGAUCAAGGCAACUGUCCCGUUUCGCAAUGAAGGUCAUGAGGCUUUGGCCAGUGUUACAUGGAUCACAAACGCAUCCGGUGAGAUUACGAUUUCAUUGAAUGUAUCAAAUGUGUCUUUGCAGAUCCCGGUCCAUGUGAGGCUUCCGUCGCAGGCUGAGAUGUUGAUGAACACCGCAGACGACUUGACAUGGACCGUGAAAAUGGCUUGA